AUGAAUGUGUCCGCUGCCAAUGUGACAAUGGUUUUAGAUUAUAGGGACCCCUUCACCAAAGCUGUGAUCAAGAAUGUCAUUGUUGUGGUCCUUAGCAUUUCCAUCAACUACAUCAAUGCAGGAAUAAUUCAUACCUUCAGUGAACACCAGAUCUUCUACACAAAUCCUCGCUACAUCCUGUUUGUCCACUUGGUUAUCAAUGACAUGAUCCAGGUGUCACUGACUGUUGCACUUUUCAUCAUUAGCUACAUCCUGUACAAGAUACAGGUGUUUGUGUGCUGCAUCUUAAUGCUGAUUGCCCUAUUCACCACUGAAAACACCCCGCUGAACCUGGCCUGCAUGGCGGUGGAGUGCUACAUCGCCGUCUGCAUCCCUCUCCGUCAUGCUCAGAUCUGCACAAUCAAUAGAACGCGGCUGCUGAUUUCUUUAAUCUGGACCACCAGCCUGUUGUCUGUUCUCCCCGAUCUCUUCAUUACCUUGGCCACGGAGCCACUGGACUAUUUUAAUUCACGUGUGUUUUGCCUCAGGGAAACAGCUUUUCCAAAUCCCAGAAUCAUCGAGAAGAGAAAUAUUACCUAUAUUGUAUAUCUCACUAUAGUAUGGUGCAUUAUCUUUUACAUUUAUUUCCGGAUAAUAUUCACAGCUAGAAUAGCAAGUAAAGAUGCAAAAAAGGCGAGGAACACAGUCCUCCUCCAUGGGUUUCAGCUUCUGUUGUGUAUGGCAACGUAUGCAGAACACCUGUUGAAACAGGCGUUGUUGAAAUGGUUUCCUAAGUAUUAUUCAGACUCUCUCUUUGCUUGUUAUAUAAUUUUCCAAAUACUACCAAGAUCUAUUAGUUCAAUUAUCUAUGGCAUGAGGGAUAAAACAUACAGAAAGCACAUAAAAGGGUAUUUACUUUGCAAAAUUUUCAACAUGAAUCCUCGGUAUAUCCUUUUCAUCCACACGGUGGUCAAUGACAUGAUCCAGGUGACCCUGGCCAUCAGCUUGUUCAUGAUCAGCUACACCAUCUACAAACUCCAUGUUUCAGUGUGCUGCAUCCUGGUCCUACAUACUCUCUUCACCACUGAAAACACCCCGCUGAACCUGGCCUGCAUGGCGAUGGAUUGCUACAUAGCCAUCUGCAUGCCCCUGCGUCACAUUCAGACCUGCACUGUGAAGAGAACACUGAUGUUGGUGGGAUUAAUCUGGGCGACCAGCCUCCUGUCGGUCCUUCCUGACCUGUUUAUAACAUUGGCCACAGAACCGCUGGAUUUCUUUCACUCCCAAGUAUUUUGCAUCAGACAAACGGCCUUCCCAAAUGUGCUCCUUGUUAAAAAGAGAGAUAUCACAUAUUCAGUGUUUUUAGUUUUACUUUGGUUUGUCAUCUUUUUAUCUAACUUUAAGAUCCAGUUCACUCCAAAAACAGCAAGCAAGGAUGCAACUAAAGCCAGAAACACAGUUGUCCUGCAUGGGUUUCAAGUGGUGCUUUGUAUGACUACAUACGCAGCUCCUCUCCUUAAAAAUGUUCCGCAGAAGCCGUUCGCCCUAAACUAUAAUGACUCUCUCUUUGCCUUCUACAUCAUCGUGCAGGUCAUGCCACGAUCCAUUAGCCCCAUCAUAUUCGGUGUGCGAGACAACAUGUUCAGGAAGUACCUAAAAAGGUAUGUGUCAUGCAAAUUCAGUCAGAAACCAUUCAGAACUUUGAGAGCUUUUUAG
Girardinichthys multiradiatus is the source of this 1695-nucleotide messenger RNA. RefSeq lists its product as uncharacterized. Bases 1 to 1695 code for a protein of 564 amino acids. Gene Ontology annotation, cellular component: membrane. Gene Ontology annotation, biological process: G protein-coupled receptor signaling pathway. The record is from RefSeq and is a predicted model, not a curated record. The transcript is spliced from 3 exons. Gene Ontology annotation, molecular function: G protein-coupled receptor activity. NCBI's taxonomy places the organism in Eukaryota, Metazoa, Chordata, Actinopteri, Cyprinodontiformes, Goodeidae.